Setaria italica (foxtail millet) is the source of this 1151-nucleotide messenger RNA. Its product is annotated as RNA-binding protein CP33, chloroplastic. Bases 87 to 911 code for a protein of 274 amino acids. Gene Ontology annotation, molecular function: mRNA binding. Lineage: Eukaryota; Viridiplantae; Streptophyta; Magnoliopsida; Poales; Poaceae. Gene Ontology annotation, cellular component: cytosol. The record is from RefSeq and is a predicted model, not a curated record. The transcript is spliced from 4 exons.
UGGGAUAUUUUGCCGUGGCGGAUAAAACCCAGCGAGGCCGCCCGCGCCACGGAUAUCUUCGCCGCCCGCUGCGUCGCGAGCUCGCCAUGGCUCUCCCCCUCGCCCGCCUCCUCCUCCCCGCGCUCCCGGCAUGCCAGUGCCAGCCACCGCUCCGCCUGCGCUUCCCCGAGCGCCACGUCGCUCCUGCCGCCGCACGUUCCCGCGGCCACCGCGGCGCCUUCGCUGCCCGUGCGGCCGCUAGUGCCCCUGCGGCCCCGGCCCCCGCGGCGCCGGAGGCGGAGGAGCAAGUGGGGCCAAGGACACGGCUCGUCGCGCAGAACAUCCCGUGGGACUACACGGGCGACGACAUGCGCGCGCUCUUCGAGAAGCACGGCUCCGUCGUCGGCGUGGAGCUUUCAAUGUACAAUGCCAGUAAAAACAGAGGGUUGGCGUUUGUAACCAUGGGUUCAGAAGAGGAGGCUCUUGCAGCUCUCAACAAUCUCAAUUCAACUACUUUAGAUGAUAGAAAGAUCAAGGUGGACUUUGCGAGACCUAGAAAGAAGCAACCUAAGCAAGUUAAGCAACCUGUUGUGGUAUCAGAUAGCACGGAAAAGUAUAUUCUGUUUGUCGGAAAUUUGACAUGGAGAGUCAGAAAUCGUCACCUUCGCGAACUAUUUGCCUCGGCCCCAGGUGUCCUAUCAGCUGAAGUUAUCUUUCAUACCACUACGCCAAGGCGAUCUGCUGGUUAUGCAUUUGUUUCUUUUUCUUCAAAAGAGGCUGCAGAGGCUGCCAUAUCUUCUUUAAAUGGACAGAAAUUGAUGGGACGACCCAUUAAUGUGAUGUUCAAAGAAGAAAGUGCUAAAAAGAAUGAAUCUUCUGUCCCAAAGGAAGAGGAGGCCGAGGAGGAAUCAUCUGAGCAGAGUGAUAGCUAAACACUAACUUUUCAGAGAAUCAAGAAAAGUGAAAUGAAUUGAUCUGUGGUUACAUAUAUUCUGACCCAUGGACAUGGUAUUUCUUUUUCAGCAGUAGUUAUAUCUUUUGUUUUAUUUAUCUCUAUUUAUUCCAUGUACAUAUUGGUUUACCAAGAUUGGAAGUUGUUUUCCAUGUGAGAAAUGAAACAGCCUCCUUAACAUGUUAUUGUUGAUUACAUGUCUGUUUAUUUAUGCCGAACC